CUGAGCUCCAGGUCUCCCCUUCACUGCUCUGUGUCCUCUGCUCCUAGAGGCCCAACCUCUGUGGCCCUGUGACCUGCAGGUAUUGGGAGACCACAGCUAAGACACCGGGACCCCCUGAAAGCCUAGAAAUGAACGACCUGAAAUAUGGAGUGUAUCCUCUCAAGGAAGCAAGUGGAUGCCCUGGGGCUGAGAGGAAUCUUCUAGUGUACUCUUAUUUUGAAAAGGAGACAUUGACAUUUAGGGAUGUGGCCAUAGAAUUCUCUCUGGAGGAGUGGCAAUGCCUGAGCCCUGCUCAGCAGAAUUUAUAUAUGAAUGUGAUGUUAGAGAACUACAAAAACCUGGUCUUCUUGGAUAUUGCUGUCUCUAAGCAAGACCCAGUCACCUGUCUGGAGCAAGAAAAAGAGCCCUGGAAUAUGAAGAGACAUGAGAUGGUGGAUGAACCCCCAGGAUACAUGUGCAGGAUGUGCAGUGUCUUUGCAUUCCUGUGUACUCACCUGGGGAACUUUACACACUUAUUUAUAAGUUGUCCUCAAAUGUAUUUUGCUAUGUGCUCUUAUUUUACCAAAGACCUUUGGCCAGAGCAAGACAUAAAAGAUUCUUUUCAACAAGUAAUACUGAGAAGAUAUGGAAAAUGUGAACAUGAGAAUUUACAGUUAAGAAAAGGCUCCGCAAGUGUAGAUGAGUAUAAGGUGCACAAAGAAGGUUAUAAUGAACUAAACCAGUGUUUGACAACUACCCAGAGCAAAAUAUUUACAUGUGAUAAAUAUGCGAAAGUCUUUCAUAAAUUUUUAAAUUCAAAUAGACAUAAGACAAGACAUACUGGAAAGAAACCUUUCAAAUGUAAAAAAUGUGGAAAAUCAUUUUGCAUGCUUUUACACCUAAGUCAACAUAAAAGAAUUCAUAUUAGAGAGAAUUCUUACCAAUGUGAAGAAUGUGGCAAAGCUUUUAAAUGGUUCUCAACCCUUUCUAGACACAAGAGAAUUCAUACUGGAGAGAAACCCUUCAAAUGUGAAGAAUGUGGCAAAGCUUUUAAGCAGUCCUCAACCCUUACUACACAUAAGAUAAUUCAUACUGGGGAGAAACCAUACAGAUGUGAAGAAUGUGGCAAAGCCUUCAACCGGUCCUCACACCUUACUACACAUAAGAUAAUUCAUACUGGAGAGAAACCCUACAAAUGUGAAGAAUGUGGCAAAGCUUUUAACCAGUCUUCAACCCUUACUACACAUAAGUUCAUUCAUGCUGGAGAGAAACCCUACAAAUGUGAGGAAUGUGACAAAGCUUUUAACCGAUUCUCAUACCUUACUAAACAUAAGAUAAUUCAUACUGGAGAAAAAUCUUACAAAUGUGAAGAAUGUGGCAAAGGCUUUAAUUGGUCCUCAACCCUUACUAAACAUAAAAGAAUUCAUACUGGAGAGAAACCCUACAAAUGUGAAGUGUGUGGCAAAGCUUUUAAUGAGUCCUCAAACCUUACUACACAUAAGAUGAUUCAUACUGGAGAGAAACCCUACAAAUGUGAAGAAUGUGGCAAAGCUUUUAACCGGUCCCCACAACUUACUGCACAUAAGAUAAUUCAUACUGGAGAGAAACCUUACAAAUGUGAAGAAUGUGGCAAAGCUUUUAGCCAAUCAUCAAUCCUUACUACACAUAAGAGAAUUCACACUGGAGAGAAACCCUACAAAUGUGAAGAAUGUGGCAAAGCUUUUAACCGAUCUUCAAAUCUUACUAAACAUAAGAUAAUUCAUACAGGAGAGAAAUCUUACAAAUGUGAAGAAUGUGGUAAAGCCUUUAACCAAUCCUCAACUCUUACUAAACAUAGGAAAAUUCAUACUAGACAGAAACCCUACAACUGUGACGAAUGUGACAAUACAUUUAACCAGUCCUCAAACCUUAUUAACAAAAUAAUUCAUACUGGAGAGAAACUCUACAAAUGUCAACAAUGUGGGAAAGCCUUUAAGCAGUCCUUAACUCUUACUAAGCAUUAAAUAUUGGCCAAGUGCAGUGGUUUAUGCUGUAAUCCCAGCAUUUUGGGAGGCCGAGGCGGGCGGAUCACAAGGUCAAGAGAUGGAGACCAUCCUGGCCAACAUGAUGAAAUUCUGUCUCUACUAAAAAUACAAAAAUUAUCUGGGUGUGGUGGCACGUGCCUGUAUUCCCAUCUACUUGGGAGGCUUAGGCAGGAUAAUCACUUGAACCUGGGAGGUGGAGGUUGCAGUGAGCCAAGAUUGCACCACUGUACUCUCAUUUGGCAACAGAGUGAGACUCUGUCUCAAAAAAAAUUUAUACUGUACAAAAACCCUACAAGUGUGAAAAACAUGGCAAAGCCUUUAACCAGCCCUCAAUUCUUAACAGACAUAAGAUAAUUUAUACUGGAGAGAAACUCUACAAAUCAGAAAGAUGUGACUACUUUUGACAACGCCUCAAACUUUUCUAACCAUAAAAGUAAUUAUUCUGGUGAGAAAUCCUAGAAAUCUGAAGAAUGAGAUAAAGCCUUUUAAAUGAUUGUCACACUUGAUUGUAGGUAAGAUAAUUCAUACUGGAGCAAACGCCUACAUGUGUGAACAAUAUGGCAAAACUUUUAAUGCUCACACUUUAUUGCUAGGAAAGCAUUUAUACUUGAGAUAAAUUAUACAAAUAUAAAGACUGUGAAAAAGCCCUUAUUAUCUGCUCACAUUUUACUCAACACUGGAGAGUUCAUGCUUAAUAAAAGCAUUAUAAGUGCAAUUACUGUCAAAAGAUCUUUCAGAAAAUAUAAGCUUUUUUAGUGAAGUGUAUUUAUUUUGAAGUUGAACAUUACAAAUAUAAAGAGGAUUGUAGUGCCUUUAUCUGGGAAAACUGAAGCAGUUGAUCAAACUUUGUUCAACAUCAGGGAAUUUAUAUUGAAAAAUUGUGCAAAUAUAAUUUGGAAAAACAAUUUUUCAAAAACUACAGCUUAGAAAUCAACAGAGUUAUACUAGAAUAUAUUUUUUCCAGAUGCAGUAAAAGUAAAAUAUUUAAUACAUAAUUAAGUCUAUGCAAAUAUCAGAGAAUUUGUGGUAGAAAUAUAUAAGGUACUGACACUUCAGGUAUACUAAAUCAGAGUGCUGAGUGUAGAAAAUCUAAAACUAAAGUUGGUAGAAAAGUUAUUUGUAUAGAACUUCAAGAGGAUCAGAAGGUUUUUUGCAGAGUUAUAAUUACAUUCAAAGUAUACUUUAUUUCUUGAAAAAUAUUACAGAUUUUUUGAAAAUUGAGUAAUGUCAUCAUUCAACUCUGAAAUUAUUUCCUGUUGUUUCUUCAUUCUUAUUGGAUUCACAUGUGAAAGCAUGGGAUUAAUUGUUGCUGCAUCAAAGAUAAGAGAGAGUCUUUUAUUUGUUUUUUGAGACUGAGUUUCACUCUUUCGCCCACGCUGGAGUGCGUUGGCACGAUCUCGGCUCACUACAACCUCUGCCUUUUGGUUUCAAGCACUCUCCUGCCUCAGCAUCCCAAGUAGCUGGGAUAACAGGUGCCCGCCACCAUGCCCAGCUAAUUUUUGUAUUUUUGGUAGAGAUGGGGUUUCACCGUGUUGGCCAAGCUGGUCUUGAACUCCUGACCUCAUGUGAUCCACCCGCCUCGGCCUCCCAAAGUGCUGGGAUUACAGGCUUGAGCCACCAUGCCCAGCCUAUAGCAUAUUUUAAUAGAGGAAUACAAUAUAUAAUAAUAACAGGGUUAAGUGAGGCAUCCAUCGUCUGUAGCAUUUCUCCUUUGUUUUACAAACAAUCCAAUUCUACACUUUUUUUAAAAAUUUUUAAAUGUACAAUUAAAUUUGUAUUUACCACAGUGUUAUUUUUAUGGUCAUAAUAAAAAUUAUAUGUGAGUAUAAAUGAAAUUCAUUUCUAAAUUCUUAAUAUUUUCUCAUGCCAGGUGCGGUGGCUCAUGGCUGUAAUCCCAGCACUUUGACAGGCUGAGCGAGGGAGUGGAUCUUGAGGUCAGGAGUUCGAGACCAGCAUGGCCAAUAUGGAGAAAUCCUGUCUCUACUGAAAAUACAAAAAUUAGCCAGGUGUGGUGGCAUGUCCCUGUAAUCCCAGCUACUCAGGAGGCUGAGGCAGGAGAAUCGCUUGAACCUGGGAGGUGGAGGUUGCAAUGAGCCAAGAUCACCCCACUGCACUCCAGCCUGGGCAACAGAGCGAGACUCCAUCCCAAAAAGUAAAAUAUUUUUUUCAAAUUUUCUAUAUAUUUUUCUUUGAACAUGUGGCCUGUCUGCCUGCAAACGUACAGACUUUUAUUUUGAUUCACAUAGAGUUAAAUACAUGUUAGUCUAAAGACAAAUCUUAGGUGUAAGAAAAUUAUGGAGUUAAGUAUGUGUGUGUAUGAGUUUGUACAUAUUUUCAGAAGGAAAGAAAAAUAUGGGAACACAAAUCAUUUUAAUACGGUGACUAGUAUAAAACUAAAAACCUAAAAAAUGCUGAAAGCAAAUGUAUGCUUUUUAGUUUGUAUUGAAUUUAUUACUGUACAGCCUAUGACUUAGAGUUCUGAAUCUUCCCAAGCAAAUGCUCUGUAUAUACUUGCCUGGUACUCAUGCUAGACCCAUACUUUUUUUGUUUCUUACAUAUUUUUUUGUUUUAUCGUUUAGGAAGUAUUCAUUAUGUGAGCUGGUCUGCGAUUUUAAGAAUUUUUAUGAAAUUUAGUGCACACAAAAUAAUUUUUAGAAGUAAUUCCAAAAGUAGUGUAUUAAGUUACAUUUUAUUUAGUUGGAGCACUCCAUUUUGUUCUUUUAAGAGGAGAACAAUAUAUGUUUUCUUUAGUGAUUGUUCCUUUCACUUUUUAUAAUUGACAUAAGUAUACUUAUUGAGUCAAUUUGUUCAGCUAAGUAGUAGGGACGCUUCGUAAGUCAUGAGGAUGUUUUUAUAUAUAAAUGUAGCAAACAUAUAUUGCAGUUCUCACUGUGUAAUAGAUUAUCCAUAAUAAUUCAUACAUAUUCCUGCUGAAGUUAGUUUGUAACUUCAAGUCAAAGAUGAAAAAUAUCAAUGGUGAAGAUUGAUUCUUCAUAUGGAGAGGACAUUUUUUUUCCAGACUGUAAAACUGAAUCUUGCUGAAUUUAAAGAGAAAUUCUGGCCGAGGCAGAUGAAUCACCUGAGGUCAGGAGUUUGAGACCAGCUUGAUGAAUAUGGUGAAACCCAGUCUCUACUAAAACUACAAAAAUAGCCAGGCGUGGUGGUGGUUGCCUGUAAUCCCACUCGGGAGGCUGAGGCAGGAGAAUUGCUUGAACCCAGGAGGUGAAGAUUGGAGUAAGCUGAGAUCGUGCCAUUGCACUACAGCCUGGGUGACAGAGCGAGACUCCACAU
This is a messenger RNA of Nomascus leucogenys (northern white-cheeked gibbon), 5294 nucleotides long. Its product is annotated as zinc finger protein 431. Lineage: Eukaryota; Metazoa; Chordata; Mammalia; Primates; Hylobatidae. Gene Ontology annotation, molecular function: DNA-binding transcription factor activity, RNA polymerase II-specific; RNA polymerase II cis-regulatory region sequence-specific DNA binding. Gene Ontology annotation, biological process: regulation of transcription by RNA polymerase II. Gene Ontology annotation, cellular component: nucleus. The record is from RefSeq and is a predicted model, not a curated record.